CACUUUCUCACUGCACAUUAACACACAAAAAGCUCCUCAAAUCAAUCUUCGCCGGAGAUACUCUAACCAGUGACGAUGAAGCGGACUACCUCAUCGAACUCGGAAGGACAGAGCUACAUCGAAUCACCACACUCUCCUCUUCGAUUUCAUUCCCCUCUCUCAGAUGCCGGAGAUCCACCGGAGAGCCGUUACGUUUCCCCCGAGGGAUCUCCUUUCAAACUCGACAACCCCAAGGCGAUUGUAACCGACGGUAAGUUCCCGCCUCUUCCGCCGCCUCCUCCUCAGUUUCCGCCGCGGCAUCAGAGGAGCGCGAGAGGAGCCCCGACGAACUCUUCGUCCGAGAAGUCUCCGUCGUCUAUGGUGGUGUUCAAUCGCUGGGUGAGGGAGGAAGGUCCACAGACCACGACGAGGAAGGUUGGAGGCGGAGAGACGACGACGACGACGGUGAACAGAGGGAGACGAGAUGAAUUGGUGAGUAUAGCGGCGCUAGGGUUUAGAGUGAGCGAAGUGAUUUUGUGCGUGAUUUCGUUUUCGAUCAUGGCGGCUGAUAAAACUAAAGGAUGGAGCGGCGAUUCUUAUGAUCGUUACAAAGAGUACAGGUAUUGUUUGGCUGUAAACGUUAUAGCAUUCGUAUACUCUGCGUUUGAAGCUUGCGACGCUGCUUGCUACAUCGCUAAACAGACUUAUAUGUUAAACUGUGGAUUUCAUGAUAUCUUCGUCUUCUCCAUGGAUCAAAUUAUUGCAUAUCUUCUGAUCUCGGCUUCUUCAUGCGCUGCUACUCGAGUUGAUGAUUGGGUAUCUAAUUGGGGAAAAGAUGACUUUACUCAAAUGGCAACCGCUUCUAUCGCUGUUUCUUUUAUAGCGUUUGUGGCGUUUGCGGUCAGCGCUUUGAUUUCUUCUUACAGGCUCUUCACUCAUGCUUCCUCUUGAUUAUAUCCCCUUCUGUGUUGCCUGAGAACAGAUAUGACUCUUUUGUCUUUGUAUAGUUGUUCUUACAGCUUAGGAACCACCAUGGUAAUGAUCUUUGCUGCUCAAUAUUACAAUAUAUUUUAAAAUAAGGCAAGCAAUCAAAUGACUGAGGUUACUUGUGAAUCAAGGCUUU
Molecule: messenger RNA, 1102 nt
Organism: Brassica oleracea var. oleracea
Lineage: Eukaryota; Viridiplantae; Streptophyta; Magnoliopsida; Brassicales; Brassicaceae
Product: CASP-like protein 4A2
Exons: 3
Coding region: 76-930 (284 amino acids)
Source: RefSeq, a predicted model, not a curated record